This is a messenger RNA of Suhomyces tanzawaensis NRRL Y-17324, 1524 nucleotides long. RefSeq names its product Tos4p (gene TOS4). The record is from RefSeq and is a predicted model, not a curated record. NCBI's taxonomy places the organism in Eukaryota, Fungi, Ascomycota, Pichiomycetes, Serinales, Debaryomycetaceae. The transcript has a single exon. Gene Ontology annotation, molecular function: protein binding. The coding region runs from base 1 to 1524 and encodes 507 amino acids.
AUGUCCAGCUACCAGUUCCCUCCCUCGUCUCCGUUGAGGAGCAUCGAUGACUACGACUCGCACCUGGCCAAGAACCCCCACGAAGAGUUGAGAGGAAGAGCAGCGUAUCCCACUCCCAACCCUUCGUCGUCUCUCUUCAGAUCAUCCUCGCCAGUGGGCGAGUUGGCUGAGGGUGACGUCGAGGCUGUGCCAGCAGGUGUGCCUGGCAAGAAGGUGACGUUUGCGUUGACCAGUCCGUUCGCCAAAGUUAACAUCAACUCCGACUUCAACGUGCUCAAUCCUGACGCCUCGGUGUUGCGGGUGCCCUUGGUGGGCACCCAGAGCAAGAUCACGGUGGGCAGGUCGUCCAAAUCGUGUGACUUCUACUUUGGGUCCAGCGACAAGAACGUGUCGCGUCAGCACGUCUCGGUGUGCUACGACUCGGAACAGUUGGUGUUGACGUGCUUGGGCCGCAAUGGGUUGGCUAUCCGCAUCCCUCGUCCCUGCUACGUGUUUGCCACCAACUCCAAGGACAACUACAUCGUGACUGAGAACAGAUCGGGGACUCCCCUCGACAUCGAGGCGUUGCAACGUUCCCACAAGACCAUCCGCAUCGACGACAACCACACCGAGUUCACCCUCAACAGGCUGGAAACCAUCACCCUCCCCCGCUUCAACAACAUCUUGCUUGAAAUUAACCAGCACAUCAUGUUGUUGAACCCCUACGACCUUGAAGAAGACUUGACCGACGACGAAAUGCCUACCUUGAUCUCCAGAUCCGCCUCCCCAGAGGCCCUACCAGUGGUGACCCCUGUCAAGGCCCCCAUAGAGCACUUUCCCCAGCCUAGAACUCCGUUCAAGAAUGACGCCAAAAAAGAAGAGUUGACGAAGUCCAACGAAAUCACCCCCAGCAAGCCCCCAGUGAUCAAGGCGGAGUCUAUUCCAGUCCAAUUGGAGAUUCCACAGCCCAAACCUUCCAAAACUUUCAAGAUCUUUGAGGACCAACCUGCUACCGAAGAACGUGCAGCCCCCAUCAUGAGACAGUCGACUCCAUUAAAUGACAAGUCGAAUACCUUCAGCAACCCUACUACCCCCAAGAGAAAAGCACAGUCAGAAGAGCCACCUAAGCAAAGAAAGAAGAAGAUACAAGAGAGCCAAAAGGUCGAGAUAAAUCAAGAAUGGGUGGAAGGUUUGGAGAACGUCUCUGAGAUCAAUAACAUUUUGAUCAAUCACUUAGCCUUCUCACGUCUUUCAUCGACGCCAGGAUCUUUCCUUAAGACUAUAAGUGCCUUGACUUCAAACUUGACCUUGAGACAAAUACGGGUACUCUUGCACAACAUCGAAUGUAUUGGGGUUAUCUACAGACAAGGAAAGGACGCUGCAGGCAAGCCGUUGGAAGAAGAAUAUUACUACAUGCCAGAGAAUGACAGCGACUCCCACAGAACCGGCUUGGUCUCCAGCAUUAAGGGCAGUACCGGGUUAAGAUCUUGCAGAAGAACCCACAAACAAUACUACUGGAAAAAACCUGCCCCAAUCAAGAAGUAA